Ceratotherium simum simum (southern white rhinoceros) is the source of this 1011-nucleotide messenger RNA. The record is from RefSeq and is a predicted model, not a curated record. Lineage: Eukaryota; Metazoa; Chordata; Mammalia; Perissodactyla; Rhinocerotidae.
AUGGGUUCUGUGGUUCCCUCUUUUAUUGUUGAUCAAAAAAUACUCACAGUUCCUGUUUGUAAUGUCGUAGGCAUCUGCAGCACUGGAGUCAAGAGUUCUGGAGCACAUCGUUCUGGAGGUCAGGAUUCUGGGGUCCACGUUCCUCUGAAAAGGAUCCUAGGAGGUUCUGUGUUGUUUCAUGUAAUCGAGGAGCCAGGAGUGGAGCUGGAGGAAAUCUCGUGGUCCUUUGGCCCUGGCUUAAAAUACAGAGUCAUGCUGCGAGUCCAUAAUGGGUCAGAAAAGACUCCAACCUUGGUCUACCUCCAGGACAAGUACAAGCAGAGGGUCCAUGUGCCCUACAUAACGUCCCUGAGGAUUGAGAGCUUGACCCAUGAGGACAGUGGGUACUACCGGGCUCGAGCCAGCUUCACUGGCGGAGUGGAAUCUACCCAGAUUUUCCACCUCACUGUCUAUGAUCCCGUGCCCCGUCCCCAGAUCCUGGUCUGGUCACUGUCCAUCACAGCAGGCUGGUGCAACGUCACCCUGGAGUGCAGGGCUGGGGAGGUCACAGAGGACCUGAAUGUGACCUGGGAGAGCAAGGGCCUCCCCAGGGAGCUGGAACAGAGGGGGACACCGGGACCAGCCCCCAACUCCUGGACCCUGAAUGUGAGCCUGCCUCUGAGCCAGCCCAAUGCCAACCUCACCUGUGUGGUCAGCAACUCUGAGGACCAGAAAACUGUCACCUCAGCUCUUGGGGAGUUCUGUGACCAUGCUUCUACUGUGUUGCUGGUGUGUGUCUUUCUGAGAACACGAGCCCAGGAGUGGGGACUCUGUAGAGGUGUUGACCAUGCCACAAAUGAGGGAGUGAGGCCCUUGGUGCUGGAUGCUGAGAAGGGGGUCAAUGGAGGCAGCACGAGUGCUGAGCAGAAAGCUGAGAGAGAAAAAGAUGGCAUCUCCUCACUGGCAUCCAAGGUGACCCGUCGUGGUUGGGUGUCAGUGCCCAUCAGGCCAGAAGCAAUAACCACCCAUUGA